This is a messenger RNA of Aspergillus chevalieri, 1128 nucleotides long. Its product is annotated as FAM50/XAP5 family protein. Gene Ontology annotation, biological process: chromatin organization. The record is from RefSeq and is a predicted model, not a curated record. The transcript is spliced from 3 exons. The coding region runs from base 1 to 1128 and encodes 375 amino acids. NCBI's taxonomy places the organism in Eukaryota, Fungi, Ascomycota, Eurotiomycetes, Eurotiales, Aspergillaceae. Gene Ontology annotation, cellular component: nucleus.
AUGAUUUUGGCAUAUUCCAAUCCUCAUAUCAUGCCACCAACAGAGCAACAGAGCCAGUCAUCGGCCGGCCGGUCGUUCACCAGCCAAACCGCGUCCGCGGAAGAACUGCUCAAGUCGCAGACCGUUGGUCUCGUCCAUCUUUCGGACUUUCGCAAACGUCGCGCAGAGGUCCUCGAGCAGAAAGAGCGGGAGGCACAUGACAAGUCGUUGGGAAGAGUGACAUCUGGUAAUUCAAGAAGCGCAACUCCUUCUACAAGUGAUGUGACUGACGGUGCUUCGCCGUCUGAGGCACCUCCGAAGAAGAAGAAAAAGAAGCAAUUAGCGAAGAGCAAGCUUUCGUUCGCCGAUGAUGAAAACGAUGAUACCGGUGAUGACUCCGUUGCUACGCCGCGGGAAUCGCGGUCGGUCUCAAAGACGCCUAUAGAAGAGUUGCGACGCAUUGCGCCAAACCCGAAUGCACCACCACCCCCGAAAGCGAUGACAAAGGCUGCGUUGGAAGCAGAGGCACAGACUCGGGACGCUCUUCGGAAGGAAUUUUUGGCGAUGCAGGAGGCCGUUAAGAACACGGAGAUAUUGAUACCCUUUAUUUUCUACGACGGCACGAAUAUCCCCGCUGGCUCCGUGAGGGUUAAGAAAGGAGAUCCGGUAUGGUUGUUCCUUGACCGGUGUCGAAAGGUUGGAGCCGAGCUGGGAGUAGGUGGAAAAGGUGCCUGGAAAGGAGCAGCCAAAGGUCGGAAGGACAAUCGUCGGGAAUGGGCAAGGGUCAGCGUCGACGACUUGAUGCUGGUUAAGGGAGAAGUAAUUGUGCCACAUCAUUACGAGCUAUACUACUUUAUCGCCAAUCGAGUGCCUAGCUUCUCGAAGUCUGGCGGGCUACUGUUCGACUACACCAAUAAACCAUCCCCAGCGCCAGAGACUGAUGACCCUUUAUCACGACCAAAUGAUGAGCAACUGGAAGGUGCUGAUAAAGACCCUGCGUUAACGAAGGUGGUUGAUAGACGAUGGUAUGAGCGGAAUAAGCAUAUCUUUCCUGCUAGCUUAUGGCAUGAAUAUGAACCAGGGGAGGAGUUUGAAGAGAAGAUGACCUCGACGAGGCGCGAUGCUCAGGGGAAUACUUUCUUCUUUUAG